Messenger RNA from Eriocheir sinensis (Chinese mitten crab), 3026 nucleotides. Its product is annotated as ATP-dependent RNA helicase DDX54-like. Gene Ontology annotation, molecular function: RNA binding; ATP binding; RNA helicase activity. Bases 193 to 2880 code for a protein of 895 amino acids. The record is from RefSeq and is a predicted model, not a curated record. The transcript has 17 exons. Gene Ontology annotation, cellular component: nucleus. Lineage: Eukaryota; Metazoa; Arthropoda; Malacostraca; Decapoda; Varunidae.
UUGAGACGGUUCCCUCCGCUCAGCCUUCUUGUCCACACGUGUUGGUGUUUUGGUGCCCGUGAUGGUCGGCGUUAAGAGGACGUGGACUCGCCGUUAAUUGACGGGGCAAGGAAUAACGCUGUGAGGAGGGAAAGACCAAGCAAGAGAAUAAGUUAAGCAUAGCAAGCCACAGGAAGUCCAGUGUAAAGGAGGAUGGAGGAGGAGCUUGAGGGCUGGGAGGCCACAGACGCCCCUCUGGAUGGCUAUGCCUCGGAGGGGGAGCUGGACACCCGUAAACUUAUUGCCAAGAAGAACAAGAAGAAAAAGGGUGGGGGCUUUCAGUCAAUGGGGCUUUGUGGUCCUGUACUGCAAGGCGUCUUGAAGAAAGGCUACAAGGUUCCCACGCCCAUUCAACGCAAGACAGUCCCCUUGAUCUUGGAGGGAAAGGAUGUGGUGGCCAUGGCAAGGACAGGGAGCGGCAAAACAGCUUGCUUCCUCAUCCCCAUGUUUGAGAGGCUGCAGACCCACUCGGCCAAGACAGGGGCCCGGGCGCUCAUCCUCUCCCCCACCAGGGAACUCGCUCUGCAGACACUGCGAUUCACCAAGGAGAUGGGGCGGUUCACAGGCCUGCGGGCAGCUGUGGUGCUGGGCGGGGACAGCCUUGAGGGGCAGUUUGCCGCGAUGCACGACAACCCGGACAUCAUUAUUGCCACACCAGGGAGGCUGAUGCACGUGUGUGUGGAAAUGAACCUCAAGCUGAGCAGCGUGGAGUAUGUGGUGUAUGAUGAGGCUGACCGGCUCUUUGAGAUGGGCUUCCAAGAGCAGCUCACUGAGAUCCAGAAACGUCUGCCGGAGACCCGCCAAACCCUCCUGUUCUCGGCCACACUCCCAAAGCUCUUGGUGGAGUUUGCCCGAGCCGGACUGACUGAUCCUGUGCUGAUAAGGUUAGACACAGAACACGUGCUCUCGGAAAACCUCAAGAUGGCAUUCUUUAAGUGUAACUCGGAGGACAAGCUUGCCCUCCUCUACCACCUCCUCCAGCACGUCAUCAGCGACAAGGAGCAAACUGUCAUCUUCGCCGCCACCAAGCACCAUGUCGAGUACCUCCAUCUGGCGCUGGACUUGGCUAGCAUCCCCAACACCUACUGCUACUCUUCACUGGACCCUGCGGCCAGGAAAAUCAACAUCGCCAAGUUUCAGACCAAAAAGGUGCGUUGUUUGCUGGUGACAGACGUAGCGGCACGAGGCAUUGACAUUCCUCUCUUGGACAAUGUCAUCAACUUCAACUUUCCUGCCAAGCCUAAGCUCUUCGUGCACAGAGUAGGCAGAGUGGCCCGGGCUGGCAGGACGGGUGUGGCUUACUCUUUUAUAGCCCCUGAUGAGGCUUCCUACCUCAUGGACCUCCACUUGUUCCUCUCCAAGGAGCUGAGAAUUGCUCCUCACCCACCUGAUCUGAGCAAGAGGGAGGACUGGAACUACAUGUACGGCAGCGUGCCUCAGACGGUCCUGGACAACGAGCUCGAGCAGAUCAUCUACCUCCACCAGACCUCCGUGGAGCUGAGUAACAUGAAGGUUGGUAUCGCUGGCGCCUACAAGCAGUACGUGAGGUGCCGUCCAUCAUCGAGCAGUGAGAGCGUGAAGCGCAUGAAGGAGAACGAGCGGCUGUGUGUGAUUGGCUACCAUCCCUUGCUGGUGGAGGGUGCACCAGACCAGGAGGAGCAGCGCCUGGCCUUGCUGCAUUCCCUCAGGAACCUCCAGCCUAAAGGGACUGUAUUUGAAAUGAUAAAGAACCGCAAGGAGUCAAGCGUCAGGUCCAUAACAAGCAUGAAGGAAAAACGUGACUUUGAUGGCAGGAGAAUCGACACUUUCCACAAGAACCUGAAGAUGCAGCUGGCAGCCAGGGAGGAGAAGGAGGCCAAGGCUAAGCAGGCACAGGAGCAAGUGGAGAGACUAGAACAGAGCACCGAGGAUGAAGUACAGAGGACCUUCUUAUCCAUCGUGGGGCCGAAGGGAACGAGGAAACAAGGAAAUGAUAUUAAACCUGACGCUGCCAACGGUGUCACUCCAAAGGGCAAGAAGAGGAAGGCUGCCGAGGAGAGUGAGAACCAGAUUCCCGGCAAGGCGAGGAAGACCAAGGAGAUGCAGGACUUCAAGGACAAGGACUUCUACAUCCCCUACACCAAGGAUAAUGUGUUUGCUGAGGAUGGGUACUCGCUGGGCAGCAGCUUCCAGAAGGAGGCGGAGAUGUCCCAGAUGGAUCUGGUCCAGGACGACGAGUCGCUGCAGCGGAAGACCACAGCACUGCACAAGUGGGACCGACAGAAGAAGAGAUUUGUCGGCACACAGGUUCAGCAGAAGAGGAUCAAGACAGAAUCGGGUGUGUGGAUUGCUGCCUCCUACAAGACCAACCGAUACCAGAAGUGGGUGGAGAAGGGGAAGAGGAAGCUGGUGGAGGACGACAACAGUGAUGACGAGGGAGGGGGAGGAGGAGGCGGUAACCAAGGGAAAGGAGCCAAGAAUAAAGGAAAGAACUUCACAGCUGUGCGGCCGAGAUCUUACAACAAGGCCCAUCCGCUGCUAAGGGACAAGAAGGGGCCCAAACGAGGCUACAAGAGGGAACUGAGGACACAGGACGAGAUUGUGAAGGAGACCAAGAGGAUAGAGACUGAACGGCAGAAGCACAUUGAGGGAAGGGUGAAGAACAUGAUGAAGAGGAAGAAGAAGACACAAGGUGGUGGGGGAGGAGGAGGAGGAGAAGGUGGUGGUGGUGGUGGUGGUGGUUUUAGUGGUAAGAAGCAUGGCAACAAAGGGCCUGGAGGGGGGAAGGGCAGGAAUCAGAUGCCGGCGAUGAGAGGGAAAGGGAAAGGGAGGGGAGGAGGCAAGGGGGGUAUGAAGUGGUAGUCCUGCACUGGUAGGUUGAGCAUGUGUACCAUUUAGCCAGUUAGUUAGUUACCCUGUUUGUUUUUCUCUCUUUUUUUUGUUGUUAUAUUAUGAGGAAGAAUGAGUGUGCUUGUUAGUGUGUUUGAAAGAGUAAAGUUUGUAAUGGU